CCAUUUAAAAAAAAUAAUUUCCUUGACAUUUUGUUUACACGUGCGCACGCAUCCUGUGACGUUGCAGAGAGGCCACCGGAUGGUCAUUGACGAACAGGUGCAGAAAAGCGUGAAGUCUGCUGCAGAGUUUCAGUCGGUAAAGGGAGUCGGAUAGCUGUUUGCUCCCUUUAACGUGCUCAACAUGUUGAAAGUUGUUUCCUCUCUAAGUGGCCGCUGUGCUUUAACAGGCCAGUCCUGCUCUCGGUCCGGUUCGGUCAAAUUCCACUUGGCAAGUGGUGCAUUAUGUCAGAAAUCACCCCUCAAGCCCCCUCCCACAGACGUCCCAGAUAUGCCCCCAUGCAAUUUCAAACCAGAGGAAUAUACGGGUAUGUCCAAAGAGCGGAUGAUGGAGAUCCGCAGGCAGACCUGCAACCCCAUGAUCAUGAAGGUUACCUACUAUAAGAAACCAGUGUUCAUCCACCAGGGACACAUGCAGUGGGUGUGGGAUGUGGACGGGAAGCGAUACCUGGAUCUAUUUGCUGGUGUGGCUACUGUCAGUGUGGGCCACUGCCACCCGAAAGUAACAGCAGCUGCAGAGCAGCAGUUGAAGCGACUGUGGCACACUACAAACAUUUACGUCUAUCCUCCUCUCCAUGAGUACUGUGAGAAACUAGCGUCCUACUUGCCAGAUCCUCUCAAGGUGAUAUAUCUGACCAACAGCGGCUCAGAAGCCAAUGACCUGGCCAUGCUGAUGGCUCGACUUCACACGGGAAACUUUGACAUCAUCACUUUCAGGGGAUCAUACCACGGCGGCAGCCCACAGACCAUGGGCCUCACUUCCAACGCAGCAUAUAAAUACCCCAUCGCCAAUGGUUUGGGCUGCACAAAUACGAUGUGUCCUGAUGUGUUCAGAGGUCCGUGGGGAGGAAGCCACUGCAGAGACUCUCCUGUGCAGACCAUCAGAGACUGCGGCUGCGCCCAAGGUCACUGCAUGGCAAAUGACCAGUACAUCGGACAGCUCAAAGAGACAUUUGCUACUAGUGUCCCAAGUCAAAUUGCUGCUUUCUUUGCAGAGCCGAUUCAGGGGGUCGGAGGUGCUGUGCAGUACCCUAAAACCUACCUCAAGGAGGCUUACAAACUUGUAAGAGAGAGAGGAGGGGUCUGCAUUGCUGAUGAGGUCCAGACUGGAUUUGGGCGAACAGGAAACCACUUCUGGGGCUUCCAAGGUCAUGACGUCGUUCCUGAUAUGGUUACGAUGGCGAAGGGCAUUGGUAAUGGUUUCCCAAUGGGUGCUGUUGUUACAACACCAGAAAUUGCGGCCUCAUUUGCCAAGGGGGUUCACUUCAACACCUUUGGAGGAAAUCCUGUGGCUUGUGCUAUCGCUUCAUCAGUGCUGGAUACUAUCAAAGAAGACGGCAUGCAGCAGAACAGUCUUAAUGUGGGCACCUAUCUGAUGACAGAACUGGCAAAACUCAGAGACAAGUAUGAGAUAAUCGGUGACGUCCGUGGAAAAGGCCUGCAGAUUGGUGUGGAAAUGGUCAAAGACAAGGCCAGCAGAGACCCGCUGCCUUCUGAGGCUAUGAGUCAGAUCUUCGAGGACGUAAAGGACAUGGGAAUCCUGAUAGGGAAAGGAGGACUCUACGGACAGACUUUCCGCAUCAAACCCCCAAUGUGCAUCACGAUGGAAGACGCAGAUUUCUUCCUGGCAAUUUUUAACAAGUCCAUCCACAACUACAUGGAAAGAAGAUAAAAGUCAGAUAAAGGCGAGCUGGGUUGCUCAUUACCAAGGAACAAACCUACCUUCUGAAGAAGACUAUACAUCCGUUAUUGCCUUUGCAUAACAGUAAUAAAAAGGGGACUUUUUAACCAUGUUCAACUAUGUUGUAAUUAAAAGACUUAAUUCACUUAAAGCUAGGGUGGGUAAUGUAUUUUAGAAAAAAAGACAGCAAUCAAUCCAUCAAAAAAAAAAAAAACUAGCAAUAGCCAUGUUCGUUGUUUAUGUUUAUAAUGAUCAUUUUUGGUGAGUGGCUUUGGAAGGAGGCCUGAAGGAACUGUCAGGGUUGCCGACUUGCCGGCUUUCUUCAUAGCGUUAGCAACUUUUGGAGCUAGUACUGCUAGCUACCUUUGUUGGAAAAGAGUUGACAACACUGGGCUGGGUUUUUCGGUUGGAUAAUUCUUAAAUUCUUGGGUUCUCUUGCUGGUUUCUCCAAUGUUAGAUUUAAUACACCUCACUAGAUAAACGAGAAAAUAAUCUUGUACAGUGCCUUUUUAACAACUGACUUGAAGUUUACUUUGCUUGGUUCAAUCUGUUGAAUCAUGCUUGGAUGUAACGAUGUAUGAUUGUAAUUUCCGAACACAUGUUUUGUUGCUGAUUAUAGAUGUGAAUGUAAUGAUAAUAAAUCUGUUAGC
Messenger RNA from Anarrhichthys ocellatus (wolf-eel), 2388 nucleotides. Its product is annotated as alanine--glyoxylate aminotransferase 2, mitochondrial. The record is from RefSeq and is a predicted model, not a curated record. Gene Ontology annotation, biological process: glyoxylate catabolic process. Lineage: Eukaryota; Metazoa; Chordata; Actinopteri; Perciformes; Anarhichadidae. Gene Ontology annotation, cellular component: mitochondrion. The transcript is spliced from 14 exons. Gene Ontology annotation, molecular function: pyridoxal phosphate binding; L-alanine:glyoxylate transaminase activity. Bases 182 to 1729 code for a protein of 515 amino acids.